This is a messenger RNA of Cynoglossus semilaevis (tongue sole), 5785 nucleotides long. Its product is annotated as polypeptide N-acetylgalactosaminyltransferase 1. Bases 1101 to 2774 code for a protein of 557 amino acids. Lineage: Eukaryota; Metazoa; Chordata; Actinopteri; Pleuronectiformes; Cynoglossidae. Gene Ontology annotation, biological process: protein O-linked glycosylation. The transcript is spliced from 14 exons. Gene Ontology annotation, molecular function: polypeptide N-acetylgalactosaminyltransferase activity. The record is from RefSeq and is a predicted model, not a curated record. Gene Ontology annotation, cellular component: Golgi apparatus.
AGACAAGCAGCAGUUGUCAGUGUGUCACCCAAGUGACCAACAUGUUGGUCAAUAAUCUCAGAACAUAACCUGAUCAGUGUAGAGUUAGAGCUAUAAAAAUAAACAUUACACAGUUUUGUAGAAUAUACUAUGGUAGGGUGUCAUUGCAAUAUCUCCCUUAUAGUAGAUUAUUUGCCAAAAACGUUAAAAAUAUGGUUUUAUAAAGAUUAGUAUGUAACCCACUUGCAGUACGUGCAAGACCCACCAGUGGGCCGCCGACCAUACAGUGGGACCGAAUCGUUGGCCACAAUUCUGUUGCAAAUUUCAAACUGGGAGUUCGGCCGCUUUAGUAAGCUCUCGGUUUUGUCUAUACAUGUUGCUACAAAAUGUCUGUUAUCUUCCUUAUUUAUUCCUAAUUUACGCCACAUACAAGACUUAAGCGAAUUUAAUUUGAAAUAUCGCCUUUCACAUGUAGCUAUGUGAUGUCUGUAAAAAGGAAGUUACGGCUUUGGUCAUAGUGUUCCAUGUCACAGCAGCAGCAAUACUACUCUACUCCCCUGCCUCCUCCUCUCUCCUCUUCUCUCCCAUCUCCUUCAGUUCUCUGGCAGACAGACAGAGGCAGCUCUACGUAGAGAGGGGGAGCUCACACCGCACAGCUGUCGAUGACCGAACCCACAUUCUCACUGACGGUCUUUUCACAUGGAUGUCUCCUCUGACGCCGCUUUUUGACACACCGGGGUGUUCUCGUGGCCGCAAUCCACGAGAACCAAAUAAACCGCACCUUCGGCUUUCUACUUCAGUAUUACCGAUUUAUCUCGGCGACAGGAGAACACAGCUUGCUCCCCCCUCUACUCUCUCUAUCUCUGCCUCCACCAUCAUCGUUAGCUCGCUAAGCUAACCCGCUAACUUAGCUGUGACACUUUGAACCACAUCGGCGUCAUAUCAGUUUCCUGCCUUCCUUCUCCUGCGCCACAGAGUCGGCGGAUUGAGGACCCUCGUCUCCCCGGCAGCAUGUUUGAGUGACGAGCGAAAGAGGAAGUGGGAUCUCUGACGCUCCGCCCCCUCUGCUGGUGGAGCACCUUGUACAUCUGACCAGAGACCCCUGUAGCAACUAAAAGAGGAUGCGGAGGUUUGCAUACUGUAAGGUGGUUUUAGCCACUUCUCUGGUGUGGGUGAUGCUGGACAUGUUUAUUCUGCUCUACUUCAGCGAGUGCAACAAGUGCGAUGACAAAAAGGAGAGAGGGCUACCCGGCAGAGACGAUGCCCUCACCAGGCCUCGGGACGGACCGGGUGAAGGGGGGAAGCCUGUGGUGAUUCCUAAGGAAAAUCAGGAAAAGAUGAAGGAGAUGUUUAAGAUCAACCAGUUCAACCUCAUGGCUUCAGAGAUGAUCGCCCUGAAUCGCUCACUGCCUGAUGUCCGCCUGGAGGGGUGCAAGAACAAGUUGUAUCCUGAUAAUCUCCCACGGACCAGUGUGGUGAUUGUAUUUCACAAUGAGGCGUGGAGCACACUGCUGAGGACCGUUCACUCUGUCAUUGACCGUUCCCCACACACACUGUUAGAGGAGAUCGUCCUGGUGGAUGAUGCCAGUGAGAGAGAUUUCCUGAAGCGCCCUUUGGAGCAAUAUGUCAAAAAGCUUGAAAUUCCUGUCAGAGUGGUGAGGAUGGAGCAAAGGUCUGGACUCAUCCGAGCUCGUCUCAAAGGAGCAUCACUCUCCACUGGCCAGGUGAUAACAUUUUUGGAUGCUCAUUGUGAAUGCACAACAGGGUGGUUAGAACCUCUGCUCGCUCGCAUCAAGCAAGACAAGAGGACGGUGGUGUGCCCCAUAAUUGAUGUGAUCAGUGAUGACACCUUUGAGUACAUGGCAGGAUCAGACAUGACAUACGGAGGAUUCAACUGGAAACUCAACUUCCGCUGGUAUCCUGUACCACAGAGAGAGAUGGACCGCCGCAAAGGAGACCGCACUCUGCCUGUCAGGACUCCUACCAUGGCAGGUGGUCUGUUCUCCAUAGACAGGGAUUAUUUCCAGGAGAUCGGCACAUAUGACGCAGGCAUGGACAUCUGGGGUGGAGAGAACCUGGAAAUCUCUUUCAGAAUCUGGCAGUGUGGUGGAACUUUAGAAAUUGUCACAUGCUCUCAUGUGGGUCACGUGUUCAGAAAAGCAACGCCGUACACAUUUCCUGGGGGAACGGGACAGAUCAUAAACAAAAACAACCGACGCCUGGCAGAAGUAUGGAUGGAUGAGUUCAAAAACUUCUUCUACAUCAUCUCUCCUGGUGUGACCAAGGUGGACUACGGUGACAUCACAUCUCGCACAGGCCUGAGACAAAAACUUCAGUGUAAACCCUUCAGUUGGUACCUGGAGAACGUCUACCCGGACUCCCAGAUCCCACGGCACUAUUACUCUUUAGGAGAGAUUCGCAAUGUGGAGACCAACCAGUGCCUGGACAACAUGGCCCGCAAGGAGAAUGAGAAGGUUGGCAUUUUCAACUGCCAUGGAAUGGGAGGCAACCAGGUUUUCUCUUACACGGCCAAUAAGGAAAUCAGGACUGACGACUUGUGUCUAGAUGUGUCCAAGUUAAACGGACCCGUCAUGAUGCUGAAGUGUCAUCACCUCAAGGGCAACCAGCUGUGGGAGUACGAUCCAGUGAAGCUGACUCUGGUCCACGUCAACAGUAACCAGUGUCUGGACAAGGCCAGCGAGGAGGACAGCCAGGUGCCCAGCGUCAGAGACUGCACACACUCACGCUCUCAACAGUGGCUGCUGCGCAACGUCACACUACCAGAGGUCUUCUGAUGGUAUUCCACAAACACACACACACACACACACACACCUUCACACACCGCAGCCCAGAGUGAGUAAUGAGGAUAACGGACAUGUUUAUAAAAACUGGGCACCAGGAGAGAAAAGACUUCUCAUGAGAAGACUCUGGAAUGGAGGACGGAUUAGAUGGUACUACCUCUGCCACAGAUCAGAGGGAGGAGUGUGUUUGACCCUCCUCCAAAAGAGGAAAGAGGGAGAGACUUGUUCUUUUGUCUUUUUUUUUAAAGGAGAGAUUUUAAACGCGCAGAGUGAUUCAGUGUUGGACAUAAUUUUGAGACUGCCUGCUGGAGUUGAGGUUCUGCACUCAUGGCUUCCAUGGAUAAGGUGGUCCACCACUCAACUCAUCACAUAAGGUUUACUGACUGUCUCCAGAGAGAGAGUGUGUGCACUUACCUUCGUGUGUGUCUUUGUACGAGUGUUUACCCUUAGGUGAAUGUAUGUUGUGAGGAGGGCAGUUUUUUUUAAUUUAAUUUUAUAUUUCAAUCGAAUUCUAUGAAGAGUUCCUGAGGACUUGAGCGUGUGUCUGUGUGUGACUGGCGUGUGUACGUGUGUCCCAGCCCCUCCUACAGUCUUGUGGUUAGUGUAUGUCGCCCUCUGGUGUUACUUCUUGGCAUUUUAUCCUACUACCGAAUGAAACCGUCUUGCUGAGGAAAUGAAAAAAAAUAUCUGCCCUUAGCAGAGAUUUAGUGAUAGAGGAAAAAAUUGUUUGUGAUAUUUUGAGAUUUCUAUGUCCAGUUUUUACAUGGCUUUGUCUGUUUCUACAGUCCUGUGCCAGUGCCACAGAGCAGUAACCCUCGUCCGUCUGUCCGUCUCAGUUGUCUUUAAAAAUGUUUAACAUAGAGCUACCGUAUACACACACACUCACACACACAUACACGGGACUCUGCAUAUAUGACUGAUAUCCACUGCCUAAUGCUGUGUUGAACUGUAGGGAACUCCCAUGAGGCACUGCAGUCUCACGCACACAUACACAGACAGUGCAUACAUAUAGGAAUAAGGUUUAACUAGUCUGACACCUUGAUCAAUUUUACCAUAUCAUUUUCUCAUUGACCUCUAAAAAACACACUCCAGUGCAGGGUAGGAAAUAAGUAGGGGCAAAGACAAAGGUAGAGUAUCCAGGACUUAAAUAACUAAAUAACCAAUUAAAUUCAAGCAAACUGAAGCAACCAUAUAUGUUAUUGGAGUGCAUACUGGUGCCCUCUGUUGGCAUCUUUGAAUGUUUACUUCCAAUUUUCAAAUUGGUUGUGACGUUUCUGUUUGGAAUUAUGGAAAAAAUGCAAGUUAGGGGGCAGUGUUGCAGCUCAAGAGGUAACUGUCAAAAUAACAUUCAUGUUUUAUCACAGUGCCUCAAAGUAGGAGUGUAAAACUGCAACAAAAAAACAAAGGUGUGGUCAAUAUGCCAAGGAACCAAAGUCCUGCUAUGACAUUGUAGAGCAUUGUAGGUACCUGUCACUACAGUAUUCAGAGAAGCAUAGCAUCGACUCAGAUAGUUCUGCUGUGCAUAACUACUGACUAAAACGUGGAUUUCCUAAUUCCAGUGAGAACUUAAAGUUCAAGGUUCCUUCUUGAUCUUUGUUUACAUUUCACCAGGUGAAUUAAACCAGGUCUACAGCUCCCCUGACUUAACAUUCCUGCAUACUCUACCUUUGCUGGUGUGAAACCCACAUUCUGAAGCUGGGCAUCUGUAUCCUAAAAAACUCCUGCCACUUCCUUUUUAUAUAUGUGUCUAUUAUAUUGUGUACCAGAGCAGAGAGCUACACAGAACAGCAGGGUCAUGUGAUCCUCAUAGUUUCUUACAGCCAGAUACUCAAGUAGGAUUUUUUUUUUUUUUACCUUGACACAUGGACGGCGAAUAGCAUUCUUCCUCAGAAGCGUCACCUGACAUGUCCUGAUGAUCUGUUCUAAUGUAGUCGUGGUUGUAUUUUUGACCACUGUGACAACAUGUGCGACUGUAAGAAACUAUAAAGAUGAUAUCUGAGACAUAAAACACAUAAAGUAUCCAGUAGAACUAGAAUGACAGUUGCCGUACACAGAGGGUGAACUGGACAGAGGAAAAGAGGUAUAAUUUGACCAAAUAUAAAUGUUCCAGAAUACAUUUAAAAAUAAAAGGGAGGCAAUGUCCAUCUUUUCUCCUCCACCAUUGGCUUCUCCUCUGUAUUGGACCUUAUGGAUGGCUGCGUUGUCGUCAGUGUGGCUGUAACAGUCUUCAGGUUUAAUCAGUUCUUACCAGAACAAGCCACUGUGUGAAUCCUCACUGAUGGACAUCUGCAGUAAGAGCAGCAAUGUGAAAAAGAGGAAAAAAACAACAAAAAAAGCUUGUUUUAUUUCUACUCACAGAGCUCAGCCUCUGUACUUUCCUGGGGACAUAUUUGCAAACAAAGCGUUUAGAAUAUUAGAGAUGUUGCAUUUAGGAAAACUAAUCAGGGAGAGCACGAUGUAAAGAGCUGAUGGAGUUGAAGUGUGGAUUACAAAGAGCACAGCAGUGGCGGCGGCAGCGGCAGCAGACGACACAUGCUAAUCCAUAUCCACAUAUCUCACUUUACACCUGCAGUAUUCCACUAUUUAUAUCUCAGCGAAGCCUGACAGGCUCAAGGUUACAUCCAUAUGUCAUUUCUUUACACACUCUUUUGUAUCAGUCCUGCAGCUGCGAGUCAGAGCAGGACGCGUUUUUCAUCAAGUUCUUAACCAACAUAGCUUCCUCCAGUGGAGGAAGGGUUUACAAAUAGGACGCGUCAUCGUUUCAGUGACGUCAAUGACUUUGUUUUUUUUUUUUUCAUGUCCAAGCAUUUCACGCCGACAAAGAUGUGAACAGUUGGUGUUUGUGAAAUCAAGGGGUUGGAGUGUAUCAGUUGUUCUAUAUUUGUUUUUGUUAUUUUAAUUUCAGAGGGUGGGUGGGUGCUGGGGGGUUACAUUUGACUGACAUGUCCAGGCUUCCACACUGAGCUGAUCCAAAUGUAGAGAAUAAAGGUAAAAAGUUUACAGAA